Molecule: messenger RNA, 1853 nt
Organism: Thunnus maccoyii (southern bluefin tuna)
Lineage: Eukaryota; Metazoa; Chordata; Actinopteri; Scombriformes; Scombridae
Gene: cdk21
Product: cyclin-dependent kinase 21
Exons: 8
Coding region: 191-1093 (300 amino acids)
Biological process (GO): signal transduction; regulation of gene expression; protein phosphorylation
Cellular component (GO): cyclin-dependent protein kinase holoenzyme complex; nucleus; cytoplasm
Molecular function (GO): cyclin binding; ATP binding; cyclin-dependent protein serine/threonine kinase activity
Source: RefSeq, a predicted model, not a curated record
GAGUGGGCUUACCAAAAAUGUACAUUUGGAGCUUUCUGAUUAGUUGGCGAAUAAAAGGGGUGUGAUUUUCUCAUAAUUUUCUUGAUGCUACAGUUAAUGCUACGACAUUUCCACGCAGCCAACGGCAUGGAGGCAAAAAUGCGGUCAGCAGUCUGAGCUCAGGUUAAUUUAUCCUGAAUUUUGGAGGACCAUGGAUGACAGCACUAAACCUCUGUGCUACGAGCUCCUGGCUGAAGUAGGAGAAGGCUCUUAUGGUAAAGUGUAUAAAGCCAGAGAGGUCGGGGAGAAACAGCGUCUCCUGGCGGUGAAGAAAUUCAACAUCCGCGGAGACACGUCAGAGACCGGGAUCCCUGCCUUCAUGAUCCGCGAGGUGGCGCUGCUGCGUAAGAUGAAGUACUUCAACCAUCCCAACAUUAUCAAGCUGUUGGAUGCAUCUGCCGUACCGGUGGGCCAGAGUUUAGACCUCACUCUGGUGUUGGAAUACAUUGACCAGGAUCUGUCUACCUACCUCUCUAAGGUUCCUGCUUCUGGACUGAACCAGGACUGUAUUAAGGAUGUGAUGCUGCAGUUGCUGCGGGGAUUGGACUUCUUGCACACAAACAUGGUGCUGCAUCGUGACCUAAAACCAGAAAACAUCUUGGUCAGCAGCCACGGUGAAAUCAAGAUCGCAGACUUCGGUCUGGCACGCAUCUACACCUUUAAUAUCGCUCUCACUCCGGGUGUGGUGACGCUGUGGUAUCGAGCUCCGGAGGUGCUGCUGAACUCGGUUUACAUGUCCUCAGUGGACAUGUGGAGUGCUGGCUGCAUCUUCGCUGAGCUCUUCCUUUUGAGGCCACUGUUUCAGGGAUACACAGAGGUACAGCAGCUGCAAAAAAUCUUUGAGGUUAUUGGUUUGCCCAGUGACGAGGAGUGGCCCAAAGACAGCCCCGUCUCCUACUCAGUCAACUGGGGACCCAAAGGCCCCUGCACCAAGCUGCUGCCCAACCUGGGCCCAGAUGAGAACGACCUACUAUCUCAAUGUUUGGCAUUCAGACCGAGCAAUCGCAUCUCAGCCGCAAAAGCCCUGGCUCAUCCUUUCUUCAUGAAGCGCUGAGGAUGUCAGUCGAAUGACGAGCGGAGAGGGGAGAAAAGAAAAAAAAACUGGUCGGAGCAUCCACAAUCUGCAGUCAGCCUUACUAACAAGUCGUGUGCCGUAAAGUGAAUCGUACGCUUUGUUGAGAGCAUUUGAAAAGCUUUUAACGUCAGUUCAUCAGCAUCAUGAGAGACUGUGGUCAGGUUUGAGGGAAUACAACUUUUAUACCGAUAAAAAGUACAUCAUACCUGACUUGUAGGACAUGACUCUUAUGGCACAAAGAUCUUUAGCUUUAGGUGAGAGUGUAUGUUUUGAUAAAAUGUCUAAAUAUGUAUUUGGUUUGCAAUGGAACAGUUUUAUUUACUUAGUUGUAUUAAUUUCUAAAUUUAACCUGCCUUUAUAAAAACUGUAUUCUUUGAUUUAGAUUUUCGCUAUCACAAAAAUAUGGUGUUGCCAAUCCUACUUUGUUGUUGUUUAGUGUUACUAUUGAAGAUAUGGAUGCUGUUUGGCUGUAAACUGCUGACAACACUUAUUAUGAGCACCUUACAGUUGAUGAGUUGGUUUAUGUUGUUUAACCAGGACCUUUCUGUUCUAUACAUCUGAGGAGAUGCACUGCUUUCUUUUUGUUAUUUUUGUGAAGAUAUUUAUGGUGUAAUCGCUGGAUUAUGUUACACCUGUAUUUAUGUUUGUAUUUACACAGAUUGUGCAAGAUAUUUUUCUACCAAUGCAUGAGUUUCACUGUUCAUUCAAGAAGCAUUUCUAUAAAUAAUUGUCUCUCAAA